AUGUCUUUUGAUAUUAUGUUAAAAAAGUUUGUUGUAACAUCUUUCUCUAAUAGUGGUACUUCACUUUUUAUUAGAACUGAAGUAAAUGAAACCAAGAUGCCAAGAUCAACAAGACUUAAAACAAAGGCUUAUCUUUUUGAAGAAGAGCAUUUUAUAGAAAACCUACCAGAAAUAAUGUUUUCAACAAAUAAAGACAUUAAUCUCUACUUUCAGUUUAGAAGAUCUGGAGACAAAAUAGCUCCAACAAAAAAGCUGAUUGCUUGUACCAUUGGUCAUCAAACAGCAAAGUGUUCUGGUCUUGGUAGCUGUCCUAAAAACUGCAUUAUGUUUGCAGUUAAGAAACCUUGGAUAGACGGAGGAUACGAGGAUGGGAUACUCACUGACCCAUUUAUAAGGAAGCAUAUCACUGAUCUGAUCAACAGCCGGGAGAGUUUAAAAAAAAGUAAGUGUAAGAACUCGAAAGAAGCAGGAAAAGCUAGACAAGAUUUCAAAAAAAAAAAGGAAAUAAGGUUUUCUGGAUUGCUAAACCAAAUAUCUAAGAUAUUCUAAAAAAGA
Hydra vulgaris (swiftwater hydra) is the source of this 555-nucleotide messenger RNA. Lineage: Eukaryota; Metazoa; Cnidaria; Hydrozoa; Anthoathecata; Hydridae. The record is from RefSeq and is a predicted model, not a curated record.